CAUUUGAUAAUGCACAUGUCGGUGGUGAAGGCGUUGGCAGAAGUAGGCCACAAUGUCACAGUCGUGUCCAUGCUAAAGCCCACAAUAACGCAUAAGAAUAUACAUCACAUAUAUGUGCCACCCACUGAAGAACAGGAGCGCAAUCUCGAGGACAUGAUGUCUGGUAUGGCCAAGCAGAAGAACUCUAUUUUCUCGAUAGUGAAAAAACUAUUGAGUGAUAAGAACGUGGUGAUUGAGGCCCAAUACGAUUUGAUGUUCGACGAGCGUUUGCAACGCAUCUACGACACUAAAUUUGAUUUAAUGAUUCAGGGCUUCUUCCUUAAUGAAUUCCAAUUGGGCGUGGCUGCAAAACUGAAGUGUCCUGUCAUUAUUAAUUGGAUGCAAGCCCCAAUGGCCACAAUUGAUGCGCUCGUUGGCAAUCCAUAUGAGAUCAGUUAUGUGCCCAACAUGAACACGGUGGUAAAGCCUGGAGAAGGGAUGGGAUUUUCCAAGCGCUUAGAAAAUCUUAUAAAGCAGAUUUUUGGCAUAUACAUAAAGUCACUUUUCAAUAAGCGCUCGAAUAUUAUGUACAAACAAAUUUUUGGCAAUGAACCGAACUUUCCCAGCAUCGAACAAAUGCGACGCAACAUUUCGCUAGUAUUUACAAAUAGUCAUUCGAUUAGUGAGGGUCCGAUACGACCUUUUGUGCCCGCCACCGUGGAGAUUGGUGGCAUUCAAGUCAAGGACAAGCCAGAUCCAUUGCCGAAGAGAAUACAGGACUUUUUGGCAAAAUCAAAGCAUGGUGCCAUUUUAUUAUCACUCGGAUCGAACAUUAAGAGCUCGACAGUGAAACCUGAAAUUGUGAAAACGAUGUUCAAUGUAUUGUCAAAACUAAAGCAACAUGUCAUCUGGAAAUGGGAAGAUUUGGAGAAUACGCCUGGCACUUCCUCAAAUAUACUGUAUGAAAAAUGGUUGCCACAGGACGAUAUACUGGCACAUUCUAAGCUCAAGCUCUUCAUUACACACGCCGGCAAGGGCGGCAUUACGGAGGCCCAAUACCAUGGAGUACCCAUGGUAGCGCUACCAAUUUUUGGGGAUCAACACACCAACUCUGAAGCCAUGCAAAAAUCGGGAUAUGGCCUUAAGCUGGAGUUGCUGCAACUCACAGAGGAUAAGUUCAGGAGCACCUUAUCAGAGGUAUUGGAAAACGACAGAUAUGCGAACGAAAUCAAAAAGUUCUCGGAUCUUUAUCGGGAUCGUCCGCUUACUGCUAAGCAGUCAGUGGUUUUCUGGGCAGAGUAUGUGAUCCGACAUAAGGGAGCGCCCAACAUACAAAGUCCCGCCGUACACAUGUGCUGGAUAGCGUAUUAUAAUUUAGAUGUGUAUGCCCUCAUUAUUUCCGUGCUAGUUGUGGGUGUGCUGUUGACUCGUCUAGUUCUGAAACUCAUUUGCCGUAAAUUAAGCAGUAAGUGUAAAAAAUCGAAAGCCAAGCAGCAGUAA
Scaptodrosophila lebanonensis is the source of this 1479-nucleotide messenger RNA. RefSeq names its product UDP-glucuronosyltransferase 1-6-like. Bases 10 to 1479 code for a protein of 489 amino acids. The transcript has 2 exons. NCBI's taxonomy places the organism in Eukaryota, Metazoa, Arthropoda, Insecta, Diptera, Drosophilidae. The record is from RefSeq and is a predicted model, not a curated record. Gene Ontology annotation, molecular function: UDP-glycosyltransferase activity.